Acaulospora colombiana is the source of this 3471-nucleotide messenger RNA. The record is from the annotation of a GenBank genome assembly. Lineage: Eukaryota; Fungi; Glomeromycota; Glomeromycetes; Diversisporales; Acaulosporaceae.
AUGUUAUUAUAUUCCUACUAUUUGAUCCUUUCCACGAUAAUACUGUCUCAUGGCCCUCAAUUGUCGUCAGCUCUGAGUCCAAUCACCACCGCAGGUCCAGGCACCUAUUCUCUCGCAUACACACCCACCGCAGCUGCCACCGUAGCAUCAACGAACUACACGGAGGACGGCUUUCCCGGCGGAUUUCAGGUGAUUGCGGGCACCACCUAUGAGGAUGGGUCCAUACUAUUGAGAAUUCGACCGAACACCAACGAGAGUUGUAAAUCGGAGACACUAUACCUGAGAAUAAUUGCCAUCGAUGGGACCCUGUUGAGGGUAAAUAUCAAUGGCAGUCAAUUUUCGUCGAUUAAUUUUUGCCCGGCGACGAAGGAUUCGGAUGCGAACCCAUAUUUCUACGGGGGAGCCGAGAGUUUUGGCUAUCCGACGGACAACUUCAAUAUGUUUGCCAUCGCCAAAAAUUACAUUUUGUUGAAUUAUUUGUGCGGAAAUUCUACGCAAAAUUUUUGUUGGAUGGUGGUGGAUUGGAGCGGAAAUGUUUUACAACGCGACUUACCCGCGGGAGAAAACUGUGACGCCUUGGGCAUCGCGCAAAACUUUAACCCUCAAUCAGGAUUCUUGUGGCAUGAGAAUGACAUCACAGGCGCCCUAUCGGUGAUAAAUUCCGGGACGAUAUCCAACAUCCAAAAAUUCAGCUCCAAUUUCACCUCGAUAUUCUCCACCGAGGACGGUGGUUAUGGCAUCGUCACAGCGCAAUACAGUUCCCUCGAUAACUCCUCGGGCAUCGCCAAAUACUAUCCGCCUUGGACCGCAUUUGUGAACUUUAUCAACCCGGGCACCGGGAACGACACCAAAGGUCCCUUUCAAAUCUUUCAGCAACCUAAUCAAGUUCUCAUCGCAUUAAACAUCUUCCGGUGUACCAUUUCGUUCGCGUCGUACGGGUAUAAUUGCAUAAUGUAUCAGAUCCCGCUGAGUGGGAGUCCGAGUUUUUUGAAUUUGGAUUUUCUGAAGAGCGGUGCGGUAAUCAAUACGAACCCUGUUGACGUGAGUGUAACGGGAUUGGUGGUGUGGGACACCGAGACCCUGUUCGAAGGGGGAUACUUGAUAAUGACCAUGGCCGAAGCAAAUGGCGCGAUCGACGGGAAGGUGUACGCGAACAACGGAAGUUUUUAUGCCGAUUGGGGAAUGCCAACCGUCUAUAAUUAUACGCGGCACGUGGGGGUGUUCCCAAACAAUACUAUUUGGGCGAUUGCCCUCGGGGGUGACAAUCGCACUUGGAUUUACGUCUCAAACAAUGCGUUUUUAAAUUAUAGGGAUGGUCCAGAUCCGGGAGGUUACGACAACGCCUUUGUCAAAUCCACGAUCCCGUCGAAAGCCGCCAGAAUCCCGGGAGGCACCACCACCACACUCACCAUUGACUUCACGACCGCGGUUAACCUAACAAAUGACGGGAAUAUUUCUGUGUGGCAACUUAACAGCUCCUCACAACCGGCAUACUCGAUGUCUGCCACAAUUUCUUCGUUACAUUCCCCGAACUCCUUGAAUUCGGUGGCAACUUUGUUGGGGUUCCUUUCCAAUUCAUCCUCGUCGAAUCCGAGUGUACUAUCCUCUUACCUCACAUACGCAUCCUCAUCGCCAGUCUCCUCCAUCCUUCGGCAAACCUUUUCCGGACUGAAUUCUCGGUUUGUACGUCAAAUCAACGAUACCACCGUGGAGUUUGAUGCACUGGAGAGUACAUUCAAUCAGGAGGGAGUGAUAUAUUUUGUCGUCAUGGAUAAUGGGUUCGUGGAGAAUAGCGUCGUCUCUCAACCGUUGUUAGGGUUGAAUCCGUUGGCUUGGAACUUCACCACAGAGAACAAAACAAUGUUUGUUGAUCAACUGUCCAAAGAGAUAUCAUCGGCGAUCCCAUGUUCCUCCACCCGAUUAAGCGUGAACAGGCAUUACCAAUUCGACACUAGUGUGCCUGCGCCACAGAUCUUGAUGAGGAUUAACGUGGGCGCCGUCCCUUUGACAAACGUGAGCACAGAAUCGACGACCUUGGCCGGUAUCCGAAAUGAACGAAGUUCACCGAGAGUGGUACAGGAUCUGAAUACUCUGAUUCAGAAUCGAGAUAGGAGGGCGAGGGUCGCUUCCCUGUGGACGAGAUACCGGUGGAUAUUGUUUGGCGUGUCUUUUGGAUUAUUGAUACUGCUCAUCGCGUUUUUGAUAUGUCGAAGAAGACAUAGAAAGGGAAGAAAUUUCAUAAUUUUCACAUCCACACUGACCGCCGUGGAUUUCGUGAUGGACGUAUUGUUUGUAAGAUUCAACGGUCAUGAUUUGAAAUGGUUAUUUGAUGCUAGCAAUAGAUUUAGUAGAUGGUGGUUUAGAAAUUCGAGAGUCGCGUUGACAUUAACAUUAUUGUCUGCCGUGGACGUGGAGUCUUUAAAUGUCAUAUUGAUGGAAUGUGAGAAAGCGCUCGUUCCAUUCACAAAUAGUGGAUUGAGGUAUAUUAUUAUGUUCAAUUUGUUCAGCAUUUGUAUCGAGGAUCUGCCUCAGCUUGUUAUUUUGAUACUAUAUCAACUAUACACAGUUGUCCCGGCGAUAAUACCGAUAUUGACAUUAUCAUCAUGCAGCAUAGUAUUACUGUUCAAGAUAAUAAACGUGAUAUACCUGUGUAAAGGUCCGAGAUCGCCAGAAUUAACAAAGAAACCAUCCGACGAUGGUCAAGCUGAACCAAAAGACAUUGAGCUGACACGCGACUCGUCCAACGGUUCCAGUGAGGACCCGGGAAGCGAAACAUUCCCAUCACUUUCACCAAGAAUACAGGAUUUAAUGCCAGAAGUGAAGCAUGUGUCGACAGUGAAACCGGUGAUAGAUAGCAUCAAGAAUCCGCCGGAGAACGUUAUUGAGGGUGAAUCUGCCGAGAUGGGACGAACCAGUGUAUCCCCCGAGAUAGAGCAAACCAUGUCACCUGCAUCUACAACAGUUAACUUAAUAGCACCCACGAGUGAACCAUAUAAAUCCAAGAUGAUCGAACAAAUUGAUGUUCCCGAAGAGCAAUUGACGACACCACCCAAGAAAUCCCUGCUGGGCGGCCUGUUCGGUGAAAUGUUACGGUUUAAACUGCUGACAACCACUCGGCAACUCACCUGCAAUUUAUCACCGCUCUCUUGCAUUCGCAAUCCAAAAAAUCCCAGUUUCAAUCUAAUAAAACACGAAUGGAUAAACACCAGAACUUAUGUACCACGUACCGCGAUCAGGAGCGAUUUUGGGGGAAGACGUGUUAAACCGUCAAUCAUAAGGCCGAGUAUCGACGAAGAAAGACUCGACGCAGGUACUGGCAAGAGGGUAUAUUUGAUGGACGCGUCAGAUACGUUUCGAAGGAAUUGGAAUCUUGUAAGGAAUAAAUGGCGUUCAAUGGACGAUGGGAAAAAGACCUUGGCGGUUUUGAUUGGUAUCAACGCUGUGGUGUUUGGAAUGUGGCAAGCAGAGUGA